This is a messenger RNA of Gavia stellata (red-throated loon), 2825 nucleotides long. RefSeq names its product taxilin alpha (gene TXLNA). Gene Ontology annotation, molecular function: syntaxin binding. Lineage: Eukaryota; Metazoa; Chordata; Aves; Gaviiformes; Gaviidae. The coding region runs from base 146 to 1792 and encodes 548 amino acids. The record is from RefSeq and is a predicted model, not a curated record. The transcript is spliced from 11 exons.
CCUCCCUCCUCUCCCCCUUCCCUCCGAUGUACCGGGGUGCCGCCGGGUCCUGCGCGCUGAUUGGCUGAGGAGGGGAGACCUGCGUCAGACCGCUGGAGCUGACGCCACGGGGGGUUAUCAAGACUGAGUUGGGAGAAAGAUCGCGAUGAAGAACCAAGGCGGGGAGACCAAAGCAGCCCCGCGGCCUGCUAGCUCUUCCAAAAUGAGCAGCGGUCUGGUGGAGGAAGGCGACUCGCCGGAGGCCGCAGCACCCCUGGAAGCUCCUCUUGCACAGGAGGACACCAAGUCCUCCCGGCCUGCCGUGCGUGACGUCUCCGAAGAGCUAAGCAGACAGCUUGAGGACAUCUUGAACACAUACUGUGUGGAUGCCAGCCAGGAGGGUCCAGGCGAGGACGGCGGGCAGAGUGAGCCCGCGGAGCCGGAAGAAGCCGAGAAGUGUCGUAGCGAGUCCCCAAGGAACGGUGAGCAGGAGACCGGCAGCCCCGAGAUGAACGGGGAGAAGGAAGGCACAAAGGGGACUGAAGAGUUUCGACCUGGCGAGGAGUGUGGGGAGCGGGAUCAGAAGAAGGCUCAGGAAAAGAAGAAAGCCAAGGGCCUAGGCAAAGAAAUCACUUUGCUGAUGCAGACGCUGAACACCCUGAGCACGCCAGAGGAGAAACUAGCAGCACUGUGCAAGAAAUACGCUGAGCUGCUGGAAGAGCACCGUAACUCCCAGAAACAGAUGAAGAUCUUGCAGAAGAAGCAGACGCAGCUGGUGCAAGAGAAGGACCACCUGCAGAGCGAGCACAGCAAGGCCAUCCUGGCCCGCAGCAAGCUGGAGAGCCUGUGCCGCGAGCUCCAGAGACACAACCGUACCCUCAAGGAGGAGGGUGUCCAGCGUGCACGGGAGGAAGAGGAGAAGCGGAAAGAGGUGACAUCCCACUUCCAGGUGACGCUGAACGACAUCCAGCUCCAGAUGGAGCAGCACAACGAGAGGAACUCCAAGCUGCGCCAGGAGAACAUGGAACUGGCAGAGCGGCUCAAGAAGCUCAUCGAGCAGUAUGAGCUGCGGGAGGAGCACAUUGAUAAGGUGUUCAAACACAAGGACCUGCAGCAGCAGCUGGUGGACGCCAAGCUCCAGCAGGCACAGGAAAUGCUGAAGGAAGCAGAGGAGAGACACCAGCGGGAGAAGGACUUUCUGCUGAAGGAAGCUGUGGAGUCACAGAGGAUGUGUGAGCUGAUGAAGCAGCAGGAGACCCAUCUCAAGCAGCAGCUGGCUCUCUACACAGAGAAGUUUGAAGAAUUCCAGAACACCCUUUCCAAAAGCAGUGAAGUGUUCACAACGUUUAAACAGGAGAUGGAGAAGAUGACUAAGAAAAUCAAGAAGCUGGAGAAAGAGACCACUAUGUACCGCUCUCGCUGGGAAAGCAGCAACAAGGCUCUCUUGGAAAUGGCUGAAGAGAAAACCCUUCGGGACAAAGAGUUAGAGGGGCUUCAGGUGAAAAUCCAGCGCUUGGAGAAACUGUGCCGAGCCCUGCAAACGGAGCGUAACGACCUCAAUAAGAAGGUGCAGGACCUGUGUGCCCACGCGCCCCGGGCAGACACGGACCCGUUGGAGCCGUUGAAGGACCCAUCUCGGGACGGUUCCGAGGCGGCGGCGGGAGGUUCUCCAGCAGAGCAGCGCCUGGCUGAGGAUUGCCUUCACUCAGGAAAGCCGACACACAGCACGGAUCCUGCAGAGAGCCUGGGAGAACUGAGCAUAGGAGCCUUGGGGCGGAGUGGGACUGAGGAAGGCACUCAGGGCGCUGACUGAGCCCGUUGUGCGGUAGGCAGAGGUAGGGCAAGGGAGGGUAACGUGAAUGUUUCCGCCGACUCGAUCUGAUGCCCCUCUCCUGGUCCUUGGACAGGCGCGAGAGGACAGCCCUCCUGGGGAUUUGAGAUUUCCUAGCUUAGGUUUUUGGAGGGUUUUUAAGAUUUUAUAUAUAUAUAUAUAUGAUAUAUAUAUGAUAUAUAAAAUAUGUGCAGGGCAACGUACACUUUAUAUAUGGAUAUACAUGAAACCUAGAAUGACCCACCUCCCUGCGUGUGCGUGAAUAACUAAUAUAUGGAGACCCAAUUGAUCGUCCCCUUCACUAAAAGACCUUGUCAUUGGCAGGCUGCGACUCCCCUAAAACCGAGCGCAGCUCAGGGAAGCAGCCUCCAGCUUCACGGCGACUCUCGCACCGAGUGAAAGCAAACGAGCUGAGCAGGGGAGAACCGAAGUGUUUCCCAGGGCCGGAUUCUCCCUCCCUCCUCUGCCUCAGGCAGGAGGGAGCUCCGGGACUCGCUCUUGUUUCCUCGUGCCCUGGCUGGCGGCUCUCGUGUGUGAGCUGAGCAGAUAAGGGUGAAAGAGGCCGUUUCCCCUCCUCCGUGUGGGUUUUGUGUAUUGAAUGGGGACAAAAUGAAGCAGAGAAACGGGGGGGUGCCCGGUUCACCCAGGCCUCCCGCGGGGCCUUUGCUCUUCCCAGAACCUGCCAAUGUCUCGAUAGCCUUAUGAUUCACAGUUGCCUCUUUGCUAUACGCACAUGUGCACAAGUGUAUUAAACAGUUAAUCCAAAGGUCUAAUUCCCAAGUGUUUUGCACAAGUGCGUGUGAUCAGUUGUGCAAGGGGAUGGGGAGGUUCCACCUGAGCUCCUCUGCCCCUGUGUCAGGACCUGCCCGGCCCAUCCCUCGGUGCUGAGCGGGCGGUCUCGGAGGCGUCCGCGGAGCUGGGGCUCCAGGAGGAUAAAACCUGUGUCUGCUCCACGACCUGCUGCUUAAGCCGAAUCGUUGGGACCAGCACAAGGCCCGGGCUGUGGGCUGGUCCC